Messenger RNA from Tarenaya hassleriana, 287 nucleotides. RefSeq names its product 5-methyltetrahydropteroyltriglutamate--homocysteine methyltransferase 1-like. Gene Ontology annotation, molecular function: zinc ion binding; 5-methyltetrahydropteroyltriglutamate-homocysteine S-methyltransferase activity. The coding region runs from base 36 to 266 and encodes 76 amino acids. The transcript is spliced from 2 exons. NCBI's taxonomy places the organism in Eukaryota, Viridiplantae, Streptophyta, Magnoliopsida, Brassicales, Cleomaceae. The record is from RefSeq and is a predicted model, not a curated record.
AUCCUGUUUUUUAGGCCUUCUUCUCUGAUAAUGCCAUGGCUCAGGCUUCAAGGAAAUCCUCUCCAAGGGUUACCAACGAGGCUGUUCAAAAGGCUGCUGCUGCUUUGAAGGGCUCUGACCACCGCCGUUCGACAAAUGUCAGUGCUAGGCUUGAUGCUCAGCAGAAGAAACUGAACCUCCCGAUCCUCCCGACGACAACCAUUGGGUCUUUCCCUCAGACCGUUGAACUCAGGAGAGUCCGACGUGAAUACAAGGCUAAAAAGUGAGUUCUUGUUUUCAAGAACUGU